This is a messenger RNA of Dujonia railenensis, 825 nucleotides long. NCBI's taxonomy places the organism in Eukaryota, Fungi, Ascomycota, Pichiomycetes, Serinales, Debaryomycetaceae. The record is from the annotation of a GenBank genome assembly.
AUGGAAGGACAAGAUAUUCUUUACGAAGUUAGGGAUAAAGUUACCAUUAUCACCUUUAACCUCCCUGACAAGUUGAAUGCAUUAACAGGUAAGCAAUAUCUUCUUUUAGCAAAAUUAAUAGAAAGAGCUGAUAAGGAAGAUACUAUUUUGACUUUGAUUCAAUCAACUGGAAGAUACUUUUCUGCAGGUGCGAACAUUGCCGAUAAGAGUCUCUCUAAUGUUGCAACCGAAGAACUCUUCUCCCAUGAGUACUGGUUGAAUAACUUCGUUUCCAGAAAUGUAUACUUGGCUGAUUUAUUUCACAACCACAGUAAAGUUUUGGCCGCUGCAUUGAACGGACCAGUUAUUGGUUUAUCUGCUGCUUUGGUUUCCUUGUGUGAUCUCAUUUACUCUAUUGACGAAAAGAAAACCUUCUUGUUGGCACCAUUUUCUAACUUGGGUCUUGUAGCUGAAGGUGCUGCCCUGGCCACCUUAUUUUUGAGAUUAGGUUGGUCCAAGGCUUCAGAAGCAAUUUUAUUUGCUAGACCUAUUCCAGGUACUGACUUGACUAAGUUGGGAUUCAUUAAUAAGUCUUAUCACGAAACUAAAUUCAACUCCGUUGAAGAAUUCAAUAAGACCGUUCAUGACGACUUAGUUAGACAAUUCAACGGUUUAUAUGAGCCAUCUAUUUUGGAGAACAAACAAUUGUUGAAGGCCAACAGAGAUACAUUAAUUAACUCUGCAAGUCAAAGGGAAAUCAUUAAGGGCUUUAAUAAAUGGGUUGAAGGUGUCCCACAACUGAGAUUUGCUCAAUUAUAUCAAAAGGAUAUUAAGCACAAGUUUUAG